Molecule: messenger RNA, 2633 nt
Organism: Arachis stenosperma
Lineage: Eukaryota; Viridiplantae; Streptophyta; Magnoliopsida; Fabales; Fabaceae
Exons: 11
Coding region: 334-1869 (511 amino acids)
Molecular function (GO): DNA binding
Source: RefSeq, a predicted model, not a curated record
CUCAAUCCCCUCUUUCAAUUCUGCUAUCUUCAUUCUUCACAAUGAACCUCACAACAACCACAUCCUGCAUUUUUCAACAUUUUUUACUAAGAAGGAAGCUCCAUCUUACUCUUCUUCUCACAACUUUUCUUUUGUGCAAUUUAUCAAACACUAGUACUGCAUUCUUGAUGGCUCAAGAGUUGGAUUUGGAGCUUCAGAGAUACACUGAUUCGAAGGAAGGUUCACUCUUCUUAUACCCUCUUGUUAGACUAAGGAAACCAAGAAAAAAGAAAAAGUAGGAAACCAAGAAAGAAGAAGAGAAGAAGAAGGAGCGAAGAAGAAUCAGAUUCUGCAAUGAUGAAUCCGUGGGAUAUCAGAGACCCGUGGGAUAUGAUAGACUUUGAUGCCGAUGAAGCACCGCAGUUUCAGUUUGAGUUUCCGCCUCUGCCUGAGCCCGUCUGGAAUGGGGACGAAAAAAAGAUUGUUGCCGCCAAUGUAGGUGAUCCCCAGCUCCAGCCGUGUGCCAUGGACGUGAGUGGUAAUGAACCACCUCAGCUGGUUAUUGAUGAGUGUUUGCCCGAAGCAAUGAACAUGACAGAGCAGUAUUGGGAAAGCCCAUUAUUUGGUUAUCAACCACUUCAGUCUCAGCCUCAGUCAUGUGCCAUUGACGUGUGUGGUAAUCAACCACCUCCGCUACCGUCUCCGUCUCAGUCUCAGCCUUGGUCUCGGGCACUUCAGUUUCAGCCUCAGCCAUGUGCCAUUGACGUGUGUGGUAAUCAACCACCUGAACUACCGUCUCAGCCCCAGCCCCAGCCCCAGCCUUGGUCUAGGCCACUUCAGUCUCAGCCUCAACCGUGUGCCAUUGACGUGUCUGGAAAUCAACCUACUCAGCUACCGUCUCAGCCUCAUCCUCAGCCUUGGUCUCGGCCACUUCAGUCUCAGCCUCAGCCGUGUGCCAUUGGCAUGUGUGGUAAUCUACCACCUCAGCUACCGCCUCAGCCUCAGCCUCAGUCUGGGCCUUGGUCUCGGUCUCGGCCUCGGCUUCUUUCUCACCCUCGGCCUCAGUCUCAGAGGGAUAUAGUAAGGACGGUGACGGAUGAGUUUUUCGCUGACACGUGUGUUUAUCCACCACCUCAGCCUCAGCCUCAGACUCAGUGGGAUUCGAGGAACAUGUUAGAGCUGAUUCCUGAUGUCGGUGGUCAUCAACCACUUCAACCUCAACCUCCGGUCUGGACUUGGGAGGAGAACAAAGCCUUUGAGUCGGUUAUUACCAGUUGUUUUCAGUAUGCUAUCGACAACCGUUGGGAGGACGUGGCUGCUCGUCUCCCCGGCAGGACCCCGGCACAGCUGCAAGAGCACUUUCAGAAGCUGAUGAACGACAUCAAAGCCAUCCAUAACAGUCAUCCUACAAGCACUCCUCUCAGUGCUGCAUCUGAUAACAUGAUCACCAUGAUGGAACACAACCCUCUCUCCAUCCCCAUCAUCAAUGCAACACCACCACCACCAUCACAGCCUUAUUCGACGGAUCAUCAUCACAGGGAGGAGGUCGUGCCAGCUGCAGAGGAGGAGGUCGUGCCAACUGCACAAGAGGAGGCAGCACCAACAAACACAGGAUAUCAUUGGACCGAAUAUGAACAUAGAGAUCUGUUAUUUUCAUAUGAGGCCUUCUACACAUACAAGCUUUUUUGGCUUACAAAUUAUACAAGUUGCUCCAAAUCCAAAAAAAAAACCACGCGCCCCUUCCUUUCUGCCACUUCUUCCUUGACGCCAUGCUCGCCGUUCAAGAUGUUGUACACGUGGCUUCCCUUUGCCAUCAACAUGAUUGCAAUGAUGGAUCAUCAACUUCUAAGUUCACGAUUAAGUGUUUCUGCGACUCGUUCUCCGAAAUAGGAGUUCUACCGGCAACGCUCAAACCGGUGGAUGACUAUGGUUUAUUGAUUCACCAGAAAAAAGGAAGAAACAUUAUUCAAGUUAAAUAAUUUUGGAAAAACAACAGCAGAUGUCACCUUGCUUUUCACAUGGACUAAUUCUGUUGGACUUUCUGAGUUUACUGGUGAUCAUUUUAAUUCAAGGAUAUUGGAGCAGCUGUUGCAGCAACUCUGACUAUUGCUUCCGAUGCUCAACAAACCGUCACAUUUUCACUAGCAUGAGACUUCCCUGAAGUCAAGUUCCGGCAGGAAGGGUUUACAACAGGCGUUACACUAAAUUCUAUGGUACAAAUGGGGUUGCAGCUGCAAAGAUUGUGCAUGAUGCUAUUAUCGGGCACCGGCAAUGGGAGGCUCAGAUUGAAGACUGACAAAGACCAAUCCUUGAAGACAAGAGACUUCCUGAGUGACUCUGCAUGAUUAUGUGCUAUGAGGAAGAAGGUGGUAAUGCAGUGGGCAAUACAGAUCUAUGUGUUAUAUGCGCCCUUUAGCCAUAUAGGCAAUGAAGUGGGCAUUAUUGAGACCAAAUAAGCACAUGUGGCGCGAGAUUAAAGUUGAUGUGAAGAAAGGUGAUUUGUCUUUGUCAAGAUACCAUGCUGGUUUUUGCAAAUUUGCACGUCUUCUGAAGACAAAGAAUGAGAAAGAACCAAGAAGUCUAUGGCAGCUUAUAUACGAUUCUACUUGCAGGAGGAUGUUGUAGUCAAAGAUUAUUAGAUUUAAACUUGUACA